CUUAAAUUGGAAGACCGAACGCGACUCGAAUUCAGACUGUGCACAGACAUUCGACAGCAAUCAGCUUACCAGCCCCAAAAUAAUCAACAUGUCCCUAACUGAGCAAUUCAAUGCCGCCGCCGAGAAGGUGAAGUCUCUGACCAAGCGCCCCAGCGAUGAUGAGUUCCUGGAGCUGUACGCUCUCUUCAAGCAGGCCACAGUUGGCGACAACGAGACCAGCAAGCCCGGCAUGCUCGAUCUGAAGGGCAAGGCCAAGUGGGAGGCCUGGAACAAGCAGAAGGGCAAGGCCACCGAGGCUGCCCAGAAGGAAUACAUCAGCUUCGUUGAGGGACUGGUGGCCAAGUACGCCUAAGCCUAAGCUGCCGCACCAAAUACAUUCUAAACUAGAGAGACUAAAGCUAAUUUAUAUCCAACAUGAUCUUUUAAAUGCGUAAUAAAACAUUGUUUGUUUUUUUAUACACA
Drosophila busckii is the source of this 462-nucleotide messenger RNA. It is a transcript of the gene Acbp2, whose product is annotated as acyl-CoA-binding protein homolog. The transcript is spliced from 3 exons. The coding region runs from base 89 to 352 and encodes 87 amino acids. Gene Ontology annotation, molecular function: long-chain fatty acyl-CoA binding. Lineage: Eukaryota; Metazoa; Arthropoda; Insecta; Diptera; Drosophilidae. Gene Ontology annotation, biological process: fatty acid metabolic process. The record is from RefSeq and is a predicted model, not a curated record.